Paramecium tetraurelia is the source of this 3138-nucleotide messenger RNA. RefSeq lists its product as uncharacterized. Lineage: Eukaryota; Ciliophora; Oligohymenophorea; Peniculida; Parameciidae. The transcript is spliced from 2 exons. The record is from RefSeq and is a predicted model, not a curated record.
AUGGUUUUGUGCUCCAUUUGUGGAAGAAAAAAAGAGGAGAAAUUAUAUACAAUUUUAUUGGAUAGAUAUAGAAAAACUUACCUUGAAUUGAAGAGAGUGGAAGAGAAAAGAUAAUUUCUAAAGAAAAAUUAUAAAGAGUAUUGUCAUUUAGGAUGCAUAGUGUUUUUUCUAUAGAAUGUUCAAAUAAUUUAGGAGAAAUAUUAUCUAGCUAAAGAUAAAUGCGUUACAGACUAUAUAUUUUUUGGAUUGGAUUCUAUACACAAAAGCAAACAACUUAUAGAUUGUUCUAUUUGCGAUUAAGGUUUAAAUAAUGUGUAAGCUCCUCAAAAGAAGGCUUCCAUUAAUUGUUCGCAUCAUAAAUGCAAAAUGCUAUAUCACAUCGAUUGCAUCAUUUAAGUUAAAAAAAGAAUAACCUGCACGAAAGCAAGGAUCAAUUUCUACUGUAAUUAGCAUUUUGAUAAAAAUGAACUAUAAGCUGAUUGGAACUAAUGGGAAUCUAUAGCGUAUAAUUUAGUCCAAGAAAAUAUCCAUAUCAAAUAAGAAGAGGCUUUUAGAGGGGAAAUCAAAUACUUAAUUGUCUCAGUUGAUGAUCCAUUUUAGACAAUAGGAGAAAAACUAGAUUAAAAUUCCUUUAAAAGAUUGGAUGAAGAUUUAACUAAAAAGUUGAAAGUUUAAAAAAAAGAAACAAAGGUUGAAUAGGAAAAAAAGAGAUAGAAAUUUUGGGAUAUAAGCAAAGAUUUUAAAUCCUAGUAUGAGUUUGGUCCAAGACCAAUGUUUUAAAUUGAUUACCAAGCGAAAAAAAAGGAAGAGAUGUUAGUUGCGGUAGAUGAAGAGGAAUAAUAAUAAUAACCGAUUAAAAAAGCGAUUAUGGAAGAAAUCAUCAUAACAGAUGAUGGUAUCGAAAUUAAUAAGAUAGAAAAACCAAAAAAAAAGGCUAAGCCUGUUUAAAAAGUGUAAGAAUCAAAUGUGAAAGUUAAUAACACUUAUUCAAAAAUCAAAACAGAAUAAAUAGAAAUUGAUAAGGAAGAACAAAAGACGUAUUAAUAAACUUAAGAAAAUGGUGAUGUUUCACUUGAUUAGCUACUGAGUUUUGUUAGAGAAAAGAAAAGUAGUAUCCCAACUAUUCCAAAUUAUUUUGAGUAAAGAAACUAAUAUAGAGAGGUUGUAGAAAAGUAAAAAAACAAUAAAGAAUAACAAGAAAAAGAUGAAAUGAGAGAAUUAAAUGAAAUGUAAUAAUUGCUUAAAAAAAAAAUGGAACUAUCUGAUAAAAGAGCAGGAAUAUUAAAUGAAAAUAAUUAACAAGUGUCAUCUUUGAACUCUUAAUUUAAAAAUAAUACUAAUGAAAUACAUAACAAUGGUAAUAAUCAUAAAAGCGCUACUACUAAUUUUAAUAGUAAUUCUACUAAUUAUAAAUCUAAUGAUAAUGGUGUUAUUAAUCAAAAUAGUAAUAUUAAUUGCUGUAUUAUUAGCAAUAAUAACAACCCUAUUAAUAAUAAUGAUUAAGAAGGAUAAAAAAAGGUUUUACUUUAAAAAGAGCCUUUGAAAUAAAAACAAAUACCUAAUGCUGAUAUGAUUGAAAAUGAUAAACAGAAUUCUAAAUUAACCAAAGUUGAUGAUUAUUCAAGUAUGUCUGCUUCAGAAUUGUUAAAUUUUUUAUUAAAAAAUUAAUAAUAACAAAAUAGAACAAAAAAUCGUAGAAAAAAUGAAACAACAAGAGCCCUUUAAGCAUAACAUGAAAUCAUUUAUUAUCCAUAAUCUGACGAAGCAUGGGAAGAAAAUCUGGAAGGAUGGUGGAAUAAGGUUGAGGAAACAUAUUUUAAUCCAAAAUAGGAUAUCUACUCAACAAUAGAAAAAUUUAAGAAGACUAAAGAUUCUGAUAAACAAUUUCAAGAAAAUUUGAAAGUGCUUUUUGAGAUUAGAAAUGGAAACAUUAUGUACGCUGAAUAUAGCUUAUAGGAUGAUGAAUUAUAUGAGCCAAAACUACAAGAGGAUUAAGAAUACAAUUUUAAAUUCUAAAUGUUUAAAAUAAAUUUUAUACUUCGGAAGGAGAUGAAGAUAUUUAUGACAGAAAACUUAACAGUUAUAGAACCAUAGAGGUAAUCAGAAAAUUCUGUUUUCGAUUAAUUUUCAAACGACAAAGAUAGUUAAGUAUAUGUGGAUUAUUAUUUUGAAAAAUAUUACGAAAAUGAACUCGAAAAAUUGAAAUUUCAAAAUUAAAUAGACAUUAACUAUUUGAAUUAGUAAUCUAUUAAGGAGAAAGCAAAAAUUUCUAUUAGCAAGCAAGGACAUGUUUAAUUAGACAAGUUGCGAUAUUAUUAAUUAUUGAAAAACACAAAGUUGGGGAUGAAACAAAUAACAGAUGAAGAACAUUAAAUGAGUAUAAAAAAAAAGAUAGAUCUUUUAAGUAGUUUAAGAACAGAUAAUUUUUUUGGUAAAUGCAAUCCUUCUUAAUUAAAAUAAGGCUAAAAGGAUGAAUUAGCAAGAGAGACAUGUUGUAAAGUCUGUUUUAACUAUCAAUUAAUUUAAUUAGAUAGUAAUAAUGAUUUAUCAUACUGUGGUACUUGUUUAGCAACUUUUCAUAAACAUUGUUACAACACAACAGAUUAGUUUGAAAAUUGUGAUCAGUGCAAAUCAUAAAACAAUUCAUAGGUCUGCUAUAUUUGCCAAAAAUGCUAUACAGGAAUACCUCUGAGAGAGAUUGAAUAAUAUUGGGUUCAUAUCACUUGUGCAUUACUAUGUGGAUUAUUAGAAUUUAAUUAAACAUAAUUUAAACUGAAAAAAGGCAUCAUAUAAUAAUCUUAAAGUCCAUGUAUGAUUUGUGAAGAAAAAAUUGGUGUUUAAUUGUCAUGUAAGGAAUGCGAUAAGUAAAUGCAUUUGUUUUGUGCCUUUUUAUGGGGGUUUGAAAUUACUAUACAAACCGAACCAGAUUGUCUUGAUCCUUAUAUAUCAACUUAUUUCUUGUGCCCUAAACAUUUUGAAUAUAGCGAAAAAGAUAUUCUAAAGCAAACAUACUAUAGAUAGCAUGGAAUUAAUUUUAAUUAAGCAGGAUGCUUUGAAACAUUAGAAAAUUUCAUAAAAUGUAAAUUGAUUGCACAUUAGAAAGUAAUAAAUAGAAUUCAGAAUAUGCUCUAAAUAUGA